Molecule: messenger RNA, 2006 nt
Organism: Cyclopterus lumpus (lumpfish)
Lineage: Eukaryota; Metazoa; Chordata; Actinopteri; Perciformes; Cyclopteridae
Product: thimet oligopeptidase-like
Exons: 14
Coding region: 66-2006 (646 amino acids)
Biological process (GO): peptide metabolic process; proteolysis
Cellular component (GO): mitochondrial intermembrane space
Molecular function (GO): metalloendopeptidase activity
Source: RefSeq, a predicted model, not a curated record
GAGGGAGCCCGCUGCCCGCUGCCUGACCGAGCCACACAAUCAAAGGCCCGCACGAACCCGCCGGCAUGUGCGCGCUCCUCCGGGUUGCGGUCUGCCGCGCGCUCUGCAGCGUCUCUGAACCUCUCCUGAGAAUGACCAUCCAGAACGGGCGGCCCCCCUCCAGGGCCUGCUCUCGGGCGGGCGGUGAGCCCAACGCACUGAGGUGGGACCUGGCCCCGGAUGACAUCCGGGCCUCGACCGAGGGCCUGAUGACGCGGGUGAAGGCGGCCUACGAUGACAUCGGAUCCGUGCAGAUGGAAAGCGUCUCCGUUGAAAACACCCUGAGAGCCUUGGCUCACGCCAAGCUGGAUUACGCAUCGUCGCUCCACGUUCUGGACUUCCCUCAGUUUGUGUGUCCCUCUAAAGAGGUCCGGGCAGCGAGCACCGAGGCGGACAAGAAGCUGUCCGAGUUUGACGUGGAGAUCAGCAUGAGGGAAGAUGUGUUCAAGCGCCUCACGGCCCUGCAGCAGAAAAAGCUCCCAGAAAACCUUUCACCUGAAGAGAAGAGAUUCCUGGACAGACUUGUGACCUUAGGCAAGCGGAGAGGACUUCACCUGUCUAAAGAAAUACAAGAGGAAAUAAAAAGAACCUACAAGCUCAUAAGUGAACUCUCCAUCGAGUUUAACAAGAAUCUGAACGAGGACAAUACGUUCCUUGUCUUUUCUGAGCAUGAAUUGGGCGGGCUCGCCGACAGCUUUCUGAGUGGACUGGACAAGGCGGCAGACGGCCGCUACAAAGUCACACUCGAGUAUCCGCACUACCACCCUCUGAUGAAGAGGUGCCACAACCCGGAGAGCAGGAGGAAGAUGGAGACGGCUUUUCACAGCAGGUGUAAAGAGGUGAACACAGCGAUCCUCGAAGAGUUGAUCCAGCUGAAGGCGAAGGCCGCGGACUUACUCGGUUACAGUUGCCACGCGAACUUUGUGCUGGAGAUUAACAUGGCCGAGAAUGCAAGCAAAGUGUCUGACUUUUUAGACACAUUCUAUGAAACCCUGAAGCCCGUUGGCAUCAAGGAGAGGAAAUACAUUCUGGCCCUGAAGAAGCGGGAGUGCUCCAUGAUGGGCCUCCCGUUCGACGGGCGCAUCAACGCCUGGGACUUGCCCUACUACAUGAACCAGGUGGAGCAGUGCAAGUUCGCCGUGAACAAGGACAAACUGAUCGAGUACUUCCCGCUGGACGUGGUGACCGAAGGGCUGUUUGGCAUCUACCAGGAGCUGCUGGGCCUCACGUACACGGAGGUGGAGCGCGCCCACGUGUGGCACGAACACGUGGCGCUCUAUUCUGCCCGGGACACGGAGACGGGCGAGGAGAUCGGACAGUUCUACCUGGACUUGCACCCGAGGGAAGGGAAGUUCGGCCACGCCGCCUGCUUCGGGCUCCAGCCCGGCUGCAAGGGACCCGACGGAGAGCGCCGGCUUCCUGUGGCGGCUAUGGUGGCGAACUUUACCAAGCCCCGAAAAGGUUGCCCCUCUCUCCUCCAACACCACGAAGUGGAGACCUACUUCCACGAGUUUGGUCACGUGAUGCACGAGCUCUGUUCCAAGACCACUUUCUCAGAAUUCAGUGGCACCCUGGUGGAGACGGACUUUGUGGAGGUGCCUUCUCAGAUGCUGGAGAACUGGGUUUGGGAGAAGGAGCCUCUGAGAAGAAUGUCUCGCCACUACAAGGACGGCAGCCCGAUCCCGGACCACCUGCUCGACAAACUGAUCGCGUCCAGAGUCGCCAACACUGGACUGAUGAACCUGCGCCAGGUGGUCCUCGGUAAAGUGGACCAGUCGCUCCACACCAGCCGGCGUGCAGACACAGAGGACGAGGCCGACAUAAGGAACACCGUCAACGGGGCGACCGGGGACGGCCCGGAGACGGUCGGCCCGGAGACGGUCGGCCCGGAGACGGUCGGCCCGGGGACGGACGGCGGGCUGCGGGACGCGGUAGACUCUGAAGACCUCCUGCCCUCUCCAGGCUGA